This is a messenger RNA of Bactrocera dorsalis (oriental fruit fly), 1540 nucleotides long. It is a transcript of the gene DhpD, whose product is annotated as guanine deaminase. Gene Ontology annotation, molecular function: zinc ion binding; guanine deaminase activity. The transcript has 7 exons. Lineage: Eukaryota; Metazoa; Arthropoda; Insecta; Diptera; Tephritidae. Bases 156 to 1523 code for a protein of 455 amino acids. Gene Ontology annotation, biological process: guanine catabolic process. Gene Ontology annotation, cellular component: cytosol. The record is from RefSeq and is a predicted model, not a curated record.
GUAUGUAAAGUUUUAACAAUUAGAGAGCUUGUUUACGAACUUAUAAACAGUGAGCAAUCAUUAGCCGAUACGAAAGUAACGUGGGAUUUUGAAGAGCUUUUUCAAAAGUGUUAAAGUUAUAUCGAAAGGUGCUGACGUCUUUUAUAGUUGAAAAAAUGGCAAAGGUUUUCUUUGGACAAAUCAUACAUACUAAGUCUUUGAAUGACUUCGAGAUCUUUACAAGUGGAUUUAUUGCAGUUGAUCAGAACGGCAAAAUUGUUGGCGUUGGCAAUGAGUUCGUUUAUGAUGAAUGGUUAACGCAGCACACAAAUUUUAAAGGUGCUACUGUCGAACGACUGAGCAAUGAUCAAUUUCUUAUGCCUGGCUUUGUUGAUUGUCAUAUUCACGCACCCCAAGUAGCACAAAUCGGGCUUGGUCUAGAUAUGCCUCUUUUGGAUUGGCUGAAUACCUAUACAUUCCCAUUGGAAGCGAAAUAUGCAGACCAGAAGUUCGCGCAGAAAACCUACGCAAAAGUUGUGGAAAAUACAAUAAAGGCGGGCACCACACUUGCGUCCUAUUUCGGUACCAAUCACAAAGAGAGCACUUUAAUUUUAGCAAAAGAAGCCUUGCGCCAAGGUCAACGCGCGUUGAUUGGAAAAGUCUGUUCAAAUCAAAAUAGUCCGGAAUUUUAUGUUGAAACAACGGAUAAGUCAAUAGCUUCUACAGAGGAAUUCGUAAAAGAUAUACAAAAACUGGAGACAGAUUUGGUCAAACCCACUAUUACACCAAGAUUUGCUUUGAGUUGUACCAAAGAAUUAAUGGCCAAACUUGGAGAAAUUGCACACAAAAAUGAUUUGCAUAUACAGAGUCAUAUUAGCGAAAAUCUGUCGGAAAUUGAUUUUGUCAAGUCGCUAUAUAAUACCAGUUAUGCCGAGGCAUAUGAUAAUGCUGGAUUGCUAACACCUAAGACAGUUAUGGCACACGCUGUACAUUUGGACGAUGAGGAAAUAACGCUCUUUGGCAAACGCGGAACUUCGGUCGCUCAUUGUCCCGCCUCGAAUAACAUGUUAAGUUCAGGCUUAUGUGAUGUUCUGCGACUGAUUAAAAAUGGAAUAAAAGUCGGUUUGGGUACAGAUGUUUCGGGUGGAAACUCGAUGUCUAUACAGGAUGCUAUACUUCGUGCGCUCGAUGUUUCCCAUCACUUGGAAUUUGUGAAAAAACAAGAGAUUAAGGGAAGCGGACGCCUAGAGGUACAAGACCAAGCAUAUCAGCCUCUUAACUACAAACAAGCAAUAUUUUUGGCAACACUCGGUGGUGCUGAGGCCUUAGCUCUGAGUAAUAUCACUGGCAAUUUCGCCAUAGGAAAAUAUUUUGAUGCAUUGAUAGUCGAUACGAGCAACUAUCCGUUACACAAUUACAACGCGAGUAAUGACAACAAGUCUCCAGAUUUGAUUUUGUUGGAAAUGAUUCAGAAAUUCAUUUACGUUGGAGAUGAUCGCAAUAUUUUACGAGUAUUUGUGGCAGGGAACCAAAUAAAAAAUUAAAAAAAUAAAAUAAAAAA